This is a messenger RNA of Penicillium canescens, 279 nucleotides long. RefSeq lists its product as uncharacterized. NCBI's taxonomy places the organism in Eukaryota, Fungi, Ascomycota, Eurotiomycetes, Eurotiales, Aspergillaceae. The transcript has a single exon. The record is from RefSeq and is a predicted model, not a curated record. The coding region runs from base 1 to 279 and encodes 92 amino acids.
AUGUCCGGAGAAGUCAACGAUCGGUAUCAGAGUGACCACAUCGGCAUCGUGCAGACUGAAGAGAUGCAUAGACCAGAGCCACCACACACCCGCACUAGCACACCAAAGAUUGAGGCAUUGUCCGCGGAGUCCCUUUCCACCACAGAUUUACGCACCCCGCCGAAUACGCCUUUCUCGUCCACUCCCGAGGGUAGUACCGACACAAAUACCAGCAGAGAUGACAAUGGCAUGUUGGUCGCGAUUGAGGAUCUCGACCUGUGUUUUGACGGCUCCAGUUGA